GCAUCCCCUCUCUCUUUUCGUGAGCAGGGAAGAGCAUCCCCUCUCUCUUUUCGUGAGCAGGGAAGAGGGGGGGGGGGGGGGGGACGGGCAGGGCGGGCGAUGAGGCGAGGAGGGGCGCCGCGGAGCUCACCCACCGAGAGCCGCGCCGCAAGCAUGCUGCCUCUCGGUGAGGAGGGGUGCUAGCCCCGCCGCUGCCCGCGCGGUUAAAUUGCUCGCCGCGCCCCGCACCCGCACUCACUCCACCACCAGGCGGGGCAAGAGGAGAGGGUUGGAUUGAUAUGGGUUCCAAUCUCAAGUACCGUGCUGGCCUCGUCCUCAUCGUCGCCGUGGUGCUCAUAUGGGUCACCUCCGCGGAGGUCACGCAGGGGAUAUUCACUAAAUACAAGCAACCCUUUGCAAUUACUUACCUGGGGGCCUCCCUUAUGAUCAUCUAUAUACCUCUUUCAUUUUUAAAGGAUUUUAUAUGUAAUUUGUUGAGAAGGUCUUCUUCAAGUAGUAGAGUUUCAAAAGUUACCAACAAAUCUUCUUUCGGUGGUUGUGCUCCUCUGAAGAAUGGUGAAUUCCAGAAGAUGUUGGAAAUGGAAUCUCAAAAAACUAUAGUCAUAAACUAUACUGAUGUGGAUAUUCCUGUAAUAGAAGAGACAAAACCUCUUAUAUGUGGAAUCACUGAAUUCGAUGACGUUUUGAAGGAGCAAGAACUUUCCACUAAGGAGAUUGCAAUGUAUGGGUUGUAUCUUUGUCCCAUAUGGUUUGUGACGGAGUACUUGUCAAAUGCGGCACUUGCAAGAACUAGUGUUGCUAGUACUACUGUACUAUCUUCAACGUCAGGACUCUUCACUCUUUUCAUUGGUGUGCUACUUGGCCAAGAUUCUAUAAAUGCUGCAAAAGUUAUUGCUGUUUUUAUUAGCAUGGCUGGUGUGGUAAUGACAACCAUGGGGCAGACUUGGGCAUCAGAUGAAUCAGAAAUCAGCAAUUCUGGUGCCACUCAGAGAACUCUUCUAGGUGACAUGUUUGGUCUUCUGUCAGCUAUGUCAUAUGGUUUAUUCACUGUGCUUCUAAAAAAGUUUGCUGGAGAGGAAGGAGAAAAGGUUGAUGUCCAAAAACUGUUUGGCUACCUCGGACUUUUCAGUCUUGUUCUUCUCUGGUGGCUUGUCUGGCCAUUGACCGCAUUAGGCAUUGAACCAAAGUUUACAAUACCCCACUCAGCCAAAGUGGAUGAAGUGGUGUUGGCAAAUGGCCUUAUUGGAAGUGUAUUGUCAGACUACUUCUGGGCUCUUUCUGUUGUUUGGACUACUCCUUUGGUGGCCACCUUGGGCAUGUCACUCACAAUUCCACUAGCAAUGGUGGCUGAUAUGAUCAUUCAUGGUCGUCGUUAUUCAGCGGUCUAUAUCUUUGGUUCUGUCCAGGUAUUUUCUGGGUUUGUCAUUGCAAAUCUUGCGGAUCGCUUUUCACGUUUUCUAGGGCUCUAGUGUCACGAAAUCAACCAGGUUUUAUUAGAGUGUACAUCUGUGUGGAUCGUUAGACAAAUACCCUUGUUUCAUAAGAUUGCGAAAAUGUUACUGUAGUUUUUUUUUUCUCUUGGCCCUUUACACACAGGAAUGGAAAAUUUUUGUGGCGGUGAAAUAGAAAAGAGUGACUUGAAGAAACUUUAUGCUGUAGCAACCCUUGCAACUGUAAAUUCUUUUGCUAUAAAAUCCUUCUCAAUGUAUACUACUGUAGCUUCCUACAGUAGACUUGCAUAUAUUAAUUGCUA
Molecule: messenger RNA, 1753 nt
Organism: Oryza sativa Japonica Group (Japanese rice)
Lineage: Eukaryota; Viridiplantae; Streptophyta; Magnoliopsida; Poales; Poaceae
Cellular component (GO): membrane
Source: RefSeq, a predicted model, not a curated record